CGAGCGCGGCGAUAUCAUCAGCCGAGGAAAAACACGCGAGCUGAAGAUUCGCUCCAGUUCACGUACAGACGUACACGAGGCGAGGCUGCAUCGCCGCUUGGAGCAUGAGGGCGAAGCUGGAAAUCCUGGCCAUGGUCCUGGGCUUCCUGGGCCUGUUUGGCGCGGUGGCGGCCACGGCCAUGCCCAUGUGGCGGGUCUCGGCUUUCAUCGGUGCCAAUCUGAUUGUGAUGGAGGUGCUCUGGGAGGGCCUGUGGAUGAACUGCUUCAACCAGGCGGACAUCAAGAUGCAGUGCAAAGUCUACGACUCGCUGCUCAUCCUCUCACCGGAGCUGCAGGCCGCCCGCGGCCUCAUGGUGGUCUCCAUCGUCCUGGUGGUGAUCGCUUUGUUCAUCGCCGGCUUCACCAUGAAGAGGACCAACUGCUGCGAGGGCAACGAGAGAGCCAAGAACAUCACCCUGGCCUUCGCCGGGAGCUUGUUCCUGCUGGCCUGCUUGAUCACGCUCAUCCCCGUCUGCUGGGUGGCCCACACCGUCAUCAGGAACUUCUACAACCCGGUGGUGGUGGAUUCUCGCAAGCGCGAGCUGGGGGCGUCCCUCUUCAUCGGCUGGGCCACGUGCGCUUUUCUGCUGGCCACGGGUGUCAUCCUGCUGCUCAGCUACAGCAAACGCAGGUCCAAGGAGUACCAGCCCUACGCGGGCGGCUACCUUACGACCUUGCCCACCGAUGCUGGGAGAGCAAGCAGCGUGCACAGCGGGAGGGCGCCGUCCAGUUUCCACAAGCAUCACGAAUACGUGUGAUGUCUGCUCGAAAUUUUCGGCCUCGCUUUCAUUCUUGCAAGUACAAUUUAUCACCUGAAGGCGCUUCCUGGGAAGUUCUGUACUUAUUCCGCUGCACAAAUCCUCCUGUUCAUCAUUUGGACUGCUUGAAAUUCACUGACAUGUACUUUGUAUGUGAAAUGAUUAUUGCACUGAUGUCUACAUGUGCUGGAAAAUGAUAUUACAGUAAAUUGCGAUAUUGUGAUUCUA
Messenger RNA from Dunckerocampus dactyliophorus (ringed pipefish), 1025 nucleotides. Its product is annotated as claudin-17-like. The transcript has a single exon. The coding region runs from base 105 to 797 and encodes 230 amino acids. Lineage: Eukaryota; Metazoa; Chordata; Actinopteri; Syngnathiformes; Syngnathidae. The record is from RefSeq and is a predicted model, not a curated record. Gene Ontology annotation, molecular function: structural molecule activity. Gene Ontology annotation, biological process: cell adhesion; bicellular tight junction assembly. Gene Ontology annotation, cellular component: bicellular tight junction; plasma membrane.